Molecule: messenger RNA, 1572 nt
Organism: Hansenula ciferrii
Lineage: Eukaryota; Fungi; Ascomycota; Saccharomycetes; Phaffomycetales; Wickerhamomycetaceae
Gene: CDH1
Product: Cdh1p
Exons: 1
Coding region: 1-1572 (523 amino acids)
Biological process (GO): positive regulation of anaphase-promoting complex-dependent catabolic process; anaphase-promoting complex-dependent catabolic process; positive regulation of ubiquitin protein ligase activity
Cellular component (GO): anaphase-promoting complex
Molecular function (GO): ubiquitin ligase activator activity; anaphase-promoting complex binding; protein binding
Source: RefSeq, a predicted model, not a curated record
AUGUCAAAUAGAAAAGGAUCUAAUUUGGAUGACUUUACCACUCCAAGUUCACCAUCAAGAUCUACAACUUCAAGUCUAGGAAGUAUCCCACAUAUGAUCCCACAAUCCCCAAGAAAGAAAAAGUUGGUUUAUAGUGAUCGUCAUAUACCCAAUAGAUCGGGUGUUGAUUUACAGGCUGCUUUUAGUGUGAGUAAUGAUGACUUAACCCGUCAAAGACCUUUGGGAUCUUCAAUUUCAAAUGAUUUAGAAUAUAGAAAAGAGGAAGAGGCAAGCAGAACGUUCAAUAAAAUCUUAAAAAAUGAAUUAUUUGGUGAUAAUAUACCCAGUGCUUCCUCUACAAAUUCUGUUGAUUCAGAUAACAAAUCAAAUAAUACCCAAAUAACACCACCAAGAACUGGAGAUGAUAAUUCCGCUUCAACUUCAACAUCAAGUCUACAGAGAACUCCAAGACAUCAACAAAAUCAUACAAAUCUUUUCUCAUAUCAAUCUCCAAAUAAAAGUCGACCAACUUCGAGCUCUAUAGAAAAUGAUUUGUAUUCACUUUCUCCAGUUAGGGUUGAUUCACAAAGAUUAUUACUUUCUCCAACGAAAAAACCAAGAGCCAUUUCUAAAGUACCGUAUAGAGUUUUGGACGCUCCAGAUUUGGUUGAUGAUUUUUAUUUAAACUUGUUAGAUUGGGGCUCUCAAGAUAUUUUAGGUGUUGGUUUAGGAUCAAGUGUUUAUCUAUGGAAUGCUUCAUCAGGUUCUGUUGAUAAAUUAUGUGAUUUAAGUCAAAAUGAUAAGAUUACAAGUCUAUCUUGGAUAGGAUCUGGUAGUCAUUUAGCUAUUGGGACUAAUAAUAGCGCAGUUCAAAUCUGGGAUGCUGCUACAUCAAAAUGUACAAGAACGAUGACUGGACAUGAUGGAAGAGUAAAUGCAUUAAGUUGGAAUGAACAUAUAUUAAGUUCAGGUUCAAGAGAUCGUACAAUUCUUCAUAGAGAUGUAAGAGAUGCUUCACAUUAUGUUGGAAAAAUUACCAGUCAUAAACAAGAGAUUUGUGGAUUAAAAUGGAACGUUGAUGAAAAUAAAUUAGCUUCUGGUGGUAAUGAUAACAAAUUAUAUGUUUGGGAUGGAUUAAACACAAGAGAACCAUUACAUAGAUUUGAACACAAUGCAGCAAUCAAGGCUUUAAGUUGGUCUCCUCAUCAAAGAGGAGUUUUAGCUAGUGGGGGUGGUACAACUGAUCGUCGUAUAAAGACAUGGAAUGUUUUAAAUGGUACAAAAUUAACCGAUAUUGACACAGGUUCACAAGUUUGUAAUUUAUGCUGGUCAAUAAAUUCAACUGAAUUAGUUUCUACUCAUGGAUAUUCCAAAAAUCAAAUUAUGAUAUGGAAAUAUCCACAAAUGCAACAAAUUGCUUCAUUGAGUGGGCAUACUUAUAGAGUUUUGUAUUUAGCAUUGAGUCCCGAUGGUCAAACUGUUGUGACAGGUUCAGGUGACGAAACUUUGAGAUUUUGGAAUGUUUUCGAAAAAAAUAAACAUGAUACUGCUCCACAAUCUGUUUUACUUGAUGCAUUUAUGCAACUGAGAUGA